This is a messenger RNA of Dipodomys ordii (Ord's kangaroo rat), 1140 nucleotides long. RefSeq names its product aminoacyl tRNA synthetase complex-interacting multifunctional protein 1 (gene Aimp1). The transcript is spliced from 7 exons. NCBI's taxonomy places the organism in Eukaryota, Metazoa, Chordata, Mammalia, Rodentia, Heteromyidae. The coding region runs from base 126 to 1061 and encodes 311 amino acids. Gene Ontology annotation, molecular function: tRNA binding. The record is from RefSeq and is a predicted model, not a curated record.
ACGUAGCGCGGACAGCCCUGGGGGCCUUUCUCACUGCUGCCACCCUUUGCGGGACCGAAUUCCCUGCCGGCUGGUGGACGAGGCUGGUCCUGGCUUCUCGGAUUUUCUCGCGUUUUGUGGCGACAAUGGCAAGUAAUGAUGCUGUUUUGAAGAGACUGGAGCAGAAAGGUGCAGAGGCAGAUAAAAUCAUAGAAUAUCUUAAGCAGCAAGUCUCUCUUCUUAAGGAGAAAGCAAUUUUGCAGGCAACUUUGAGAGAAGAGAAAAAACUUCGAGUAGAAAAUGAGAAAUUAAAGAAAGAAAUUGAAGAAUUAAAACAAGAGCUAAUUCAAGCAGAAAUUCAAAAUGGAGUGAAGCAAAUACCACUCCUGUCUAGUACUCUGCUGCAAGGUAAUUCUCCAGCUUCUGAAAAUAUGGUACAGUCUACAACAGUAGCUAUCUCUUCUGGUCCCAAAGAACAGAUAAAAGGAGAGGGAGGAGAAGAGAAGAAGGUGAAGGAGAAAGCUGAUAAGAAAGGAGAGAAGAAGGAGAAAAAACAGCAAGCCUUAGCAGGAAGUGCUGACUCUAAACCAAUAGAUGUGUCCCGUUUGGACCUUCGAAUUGGUUGCAUUCUUGCUGCCAAAAAACACCCAGAUGCUGAUUCUUUAUAUGUAGAAGAAGUAGAUGUUGGAGAAACAGCCCCAAGAACAGUUGUCAGUGGGCUGGUGAAUCAUGUUCCUCUCGAACAGAUGCAAAAUCGGAUGGUGAUUUUACUUUGUAAUCUGAAACCUGCAAAGAUGCGAGGGGUCUUAUCUCAAGCAAUGGUGAUGUGUGCCAGCUCACCUGAGAAAGUUGAAAUUUUGGCUCCUCCAAAUGGAUCUAUUCCUGGAGAUAGAAUUACUUUUGAUGCUUUCCCUGGAGAGCCUGACAAGGAGCUGAACCCUAAAAAGAAGAUUUGGGAGCAGAUUCAGCCUGAUCUUUACACUAAUAAUGAGUGUGUGGCCACCUACAAGGGGGCACCCUUUGAGGUGAAAGGAAAGGGUGUGUGUAGGGCUCAAACCAUGGCCAACAGUGGAAUCAAAUAAAACAAAUGUGUUACUGAAAUACAUUGGAGAAAACUUUAAAGACAAUAAAAAGGAAUAUAUUUGUCACUUAUACAUAAAA